AAGACAGCCGCUGUAAUCUGAAGAUUCGACGACCGUCGCAUUUUAAUUGAUCUCAUGACUACAAUGGACAGUAAAGAAAACAUUGUGGUCAAUGAUAUUUUGGAGAAAUUUGGCCGAUAUCAGAUAAUUCAAUAUAUAUUUAUAUGUUUACCGAUAGUUUUUGUAUCAAUGAAUAUGAUUAAUUUUGUAUUUGUUGCUGGGGACAUAGGUUAUCGAUGCUAUAUACCCGAAUGUGACGACAUAAACCCAAAAUACAAAGUACCGUGGUGGCCAUCAGAUGUCAUCCAUGACAAAUGUUCUGCACCCAAAUUUACCGGCUACGAUGGAAACUCUUGCACCAAUGAGAGCUUUUCCAGAAACGAGACAGAAAUGUGCACCAAAUGGGUGUAUGAAAGUAACAAUACUAUAGUUGGUGAGCUCAACCUUGCCUGUCAGCCGUGGAAAAUUAAUAGCAUUGGUAUGAUACACAACAUAGGGCUGGACAUAUCUAUGGUUGUCGCUGGAUGGCUUUCAGAUAAGUUUGGACGCAAGCCAGUUUUCGUUGUAUCAUCUGUUUGUUGCGUUUUGGGCAGUUUAAAAACGCUUGCAACCUCAUACACCAUGUACGCGACUUGCGAGUUUCUCGAAAGUGUUUUUUCGGGAGGAGCUUUCACAGCUGGAAGUGUAUUAAUGCUAGAAAUAGCUGGUAAACAUAGAAUUCUUUCGGGAGUUUUAUUUGCCUAUGCACUCUACAUGGGGGAAGCAGUAUUGGCUUGUCUCGGAAUGCUGGUACCAUACUGGAAGAACCUACUUUACUUGUUAUGCACGCCAUGUAUCGUCUUCCUCUCAUACAUAUUUUUCAUAAAAGAAAGCCCAAGAUGGCAAGUAUUAAACGGAAAAAUUACAGACGCGAAGAAAACAAUGAUAAUUAUGUCUAAAUUGAAUAAUAUCGAUUUUAGUAUGGAAGAUAUGAACAACAUAAGCAAUGAUAAUCUAAAAAAUAUUUUGAUUGGUGAUGUUAAAGAAUCCAGUGAAGGUUAUAUUGAUGUCAUUAAAUGUAAAGAAAUUUUGAAGAAUUUAGCAGUGGCAUUCUUCUGUCGGUUUUCUGUCAGCUUUAUUUACUACGGGUUGAUUGUUAAUUCUGUUCUCCUUCCUGGAAAUAAGUAUACAAAUCUAUUGCUAGCCGCGUGCAUGUCAUUUCCUGGAGAAUUGAUCUCAAUGUAUUUUAUGAAUAAAAUUGGGAGAAAAACGCCAUUAACUGUUGGUUUUAUAAUUUGCGGCAUAGCUUGCGUUGGAUGUGGUUAUGUACCCGAUGGUUAUACUGGUAUAAAAAUUACAUUGUUCUUAAUUGGAAAACUAGUAGUAGCAGCUUGUUAUACCGGCUUGCUUACUUAUACUAUGGAAUUGUUUCCUACAAGUGUAAGAGGAUCUUUAAUUGGAUUAUGUACAUUAGCGUCGUCUCUUGGAACGACAACAGCGCCGCUCUCUAUGAUGAUGUCAUCAAAUUCAAUGACACUCACGUCAGUUUGCUUCGGAUGCACGGCAGCUAUUUCUAGCUUCAUUCUCAUAUUCCCACCAGAGACUAAAGACAUGCCGCUUAUUGACACCAUUGCUGAACUUCGAUCUGCACAUAAUCUAAAAAACCAGUAUGGGAAGGAUAAUCCUGUAUGCGACUCUGUGAUUUCAAAUGAUUAAAGGAUUAAAUUACUACAUAAACGAAACUGUGCAGGAUAUUGAACUAUUCGUCGUAUUUCUUUUAUUGCACAAGUUAAAUGCGUAGUACUAUUUCAAAAGCUACAGAUAUAUUGUCACAGUAAAAGUCGUCGAAAUAAUCUUAAAUAAGAACUAACUACGUGUGACAAACAUUUUUUUUUUUUUUUUAUGGAAUAGGAGGACAAACGAGCGUACGGGUCACCUGGUGUUAAGUGAUCACCGCCGCCCACAUUCUCUUGCAACACCAGAGGAAUCACAAGAGCGUUGCCGGCCUUUAAGGAAGGUGUACGCGCUUUUUUUGAAGGUACCCAUGUCGUAUCGUCCCCGAAACACCGCACAAGGAAGCUCAUUCCACAGCUUUGUAGUACGAGGGAGAAAGCUUCUUGAAAACCGCACUGUGGAGGACCGCCACACAUCCAGAUGGUGGGGAUGAUAUCCUAACUUGUGGCGUGUCGUGCGAUGGUGAAAUUCGGCGGCAGGAAUCAGGUUAAACAGCUCUUCGGAACACUCCCCGUGAUAAAUGCGGUAGAAGACACACAAUGAAGCGACGUCUCUACGCAACGCCAAGUGAUCCAGCCGUUCACAGAGCACUGAGUCCCCGACAAUUCGAGCUGCUCUACGUUGCACGCGGUCAAAUGGAUCGAGCAGAUACUGGGGUGCACCAGACCAGAGAUGACAGCAAUACUCCAUGUGUGGCCGGACCUGCGCUUUGUAGAGCGCUAGAAUGUGGGCCGGCUUGAAGUAUUGCCGUGCUCUAUUGAUGACGCCCAGCUUCUUCGAAGCCAAUUUGGCUUUGCCCUCCAGAUGGCCACGGAAUUGGCAAUCGCUCGAGAUUUCGAGACCCAGUAUUCCGAUACUAGGCGCGGCUUUAAGAGAAGUGUUCUCGAAGAGCGGUGAUACGACAAAUGGGGUUUUUUUAGUGGUAAACGCGCAAACUUGAGUCUUCUGGGGGUUAAAUUUGACAAGGUUCAAUUUACCCCAUUCUGCGACCUUCUCGAGAGAGGACUCGAUAGAAGACACAAGUUUCUCCCGGCACUGGUCGACGAUUUCCCGAGAACCUGCAUGGCCCGUGUAUACGGCAUCACGAUUGGAGAAAUGCCAUCCGGCCCGCUCGACUUCCUGACGUCCAACGAAAACAGAGCUCGCCUAACAGUUUUCUGUCUGAACUGUACUUCAGGCAUAGAGCUCUGACACAGCGGGAUGGUCGGCGGUGUUUUUCCGUUGUCGUCAAGAGUCGAGUUGGAGGCGAAAAGAGCGCACAGGAGCUCGGCUUUCUCUUUUGCCGUAUGGGCCAGGGUGUCAUUCCUCAUGUGCAACGGCGGCAUGGACGGCUGGUUGAAGUUACCAAGAGCAGCUUUCGACAACGACCAGAACUUGCGUGUUCCGGUCGGGUAACUGGAAAGCUGCUCGCCGAUUUUGACGACGUGCUUAGAUUUCGCACGGGCGAUUUGCCGCUUAAAAAAUCUGGAGGCACGGUUAUAUUUCCUCUUAAGAACUUUGCAGUUCGGAUCCUUUGUGCCCAGCGCCGCAACCCAAGUUCGAUACGCCUGUUUUUUGCAGUCAGAUGCUGCUUUAACUGACGCAUCGAACCAGGGCUGUGAUCUGCCACCGAUCGGUACUACAGAGCUUGGUAUAAAAAUAUCCAUGCCCUGCAGUAUCACAUCGCCUACUGCAAUGGCGCAGGCACUAGGAUCAUCCGAAGAGAAACAAACCUUGCCCCAAGGGUAGGAUGCAAAAAAGGAACGCAUCCUAUCCCAAUAUGCUGACUUGUAGUGCCAAACGCGGCGGGUCGCUGGUGGUCUGCGACGUUGGCGUCGGAUAGGCACUACACUCCUGACCAGGCAAUGGUCGGACGUUCCAAGAGGGGCGUCGACAAAGACCUGGUAACCAUCGGGAUGUGUAGUCAGCAGAAGAUCUAAUAAGGACGGCAUGUGGCUAUCCACAUCCGGGAGCCGCGUUGGCGACUCAACCAAUUGGGACAGACCAUACGCCAAUGCAAAAUUAUGCACAGAUCGCCCUGCGUAGUCUGUGGUACGUGAUCCAAGCCAUUCGGCAUUGUACCCGUUGAAAUCACCCAAGACCACGAUUUCAGCGGAGGGGAUCUGUGCAAGCACGACGUCAAUUGCAGCUUGAACGCAGCCCAUGAGAUGAUCGGUUUCUGCGUUACCACUAUAGGACCUGUAGACACACGCAUAGAUACGGACGCGGUCGUCUAAAUCUACGCGGAGCCAGAGAGUAGACAGGUCCCUACCCUCAAAAUUGCCGAGACGGCGACAGCAGAUAUCCUCCCUAACGUACACACAUACCCCGGCAUGAGGCAAAAAGUUGUGCUCAAUUUUGUACCCGGGGUACGUUAAAUAUGACGUAUCGCUAGGUCGAGAUAUCUGCGUCUCCGUAAGGAAACACAAGGCCGGCUGCGCCGUCUCAAGGUGGUGGUGGACGGCGAUUAAAUUGGAGUGAAUUCCCCUGAUAUUGCAAAAGUCCACGUUGAGCGUGGAGCGGGGUGCCGUGGUGCUACUUCGUUUGUCCUCGGUCAUGCGCGGUUCUGUGCCCACCCCAGAAUACGAAGGGCGGCCCGAGCGAGAGUGCUCGGGGAGGGAUUCUCCGGCUCUGGUAGAGCUGGUACCCUCCUGGGGUAAUAUCUUUUUACGGACCGCUCUCAUAAUUUGUGUGGGGGGGGGGAAGGGAUGGCCUCCGGUCCUCGACACUAACCUAUGCGAAACAUAGCGGCACUAGGCCGCUACUUCACGCCGGUAUUCUGUGCGAGUGUGGUAAUUAACCCGGACGAGUCUGGCCCGAUUGUGCUGACGUCAUAAGACGGCAGCGUGACUCUCCCACUUCUAAAAAGCCCUUAGUCGCCUCUUACGACACCCAUGGGCCUGGGACUCCCCUAUUCUUUUUACGCCCCGGAGAAAGUACAGGGCAUGAACAUCAGUUCAGAUUUGAAAUUUUAGUGUAAAAAGAGGAAUUGUUAAAAAUUAAUGCCUAGUUAAAGUGAUUACUCAGCUCUUACAAGAAAUGUUAGAAUAGUUAUAAUAGUUGUUUUAAUAAAAAUAUACUACUUUAA
Messenger RNA from Leptidea sinapis, 4759 nucleotides. RefSeq names its product solute carrier family 22 member 2-like. The transcript is spliced from 7 exons. Gene Ontology annotation, cellular component: membrane. The coding region runs from base 55 to 1674 and encodes 539 amino acids. NCBI's taxonomy places the organism in Eukaryota, Metazoa, Arthropoda, Insecta, Lepidoptera, Pieridae. Gene Ontology annotation, molecular function: transmembrane transporter activity. The record is from RefSeq and is a predicted model, not a curated record. Gene Ontology annotation, biological process: transmembrane transport.